UAGCGUGUACAAGCACUUCAAUAACCACACUGUCCCCCCAACACACAAACCGUUCCUUCCGAUGAGACGGCGGGGACCGUCCUGUUCGGGAACAAAAACACUUCUGCUGCUGAGUCUUUGGUUCCUCUGCGUGAACAGCCUGUUAAAACGCUCAGGAUUUUCUUGGCUACUUCCUGAUUAUGGUACAAAUCAGUCCCGCCCUGGAAUGAGCAGAAGCAGCAGCCGCUGACGUGAACUUCGCUUCUAGAGCUUGUCAAAGCCUUGCAAUUAGGGACAUUGAACUGUACACAUUGUGGGAGAAAACGUGAAUGUUGUUCAGUCGUGGAGUUGACGUUCCAGUAUCAAACAAGUCUUCGCCCUUCCCUUCAUCCUGGCCAGGUUAUCCGUCUGUGGUUGUGACAUGCAGGAAGAGAUUUAAAAGGGACCUGAGGGGCAACUUUUUCACGCCCAUAUGAACUGCCAGAGGAAGUGGCAGAGGGUCUGAUGCGAUUCCGUGAGGACAGCCGGCUUCUGGAACCGAUUCUCAAUCAGUUCAGAACUCCUCCAGCAUUGACCAGAAAGAGUUAGUCAUAGACUGAAUGAUGACUAAGUGGAACAGGACAUUAGCCGGGAAUGAGAGUAAUAUCCAGUCUACUGUGUUCCAGCUUUCAGAUGUGCUGACUGGAAGAACGCCAAGGACCUUGUCAGACAACCAGGAGUAACAACUCUUACCACGAUGGACAAUGAAGCCCACAGUCUCUUUGACAAGUUCCUGCAAGGGAAGACAUGUAAAGAGACGUUGAGCCUAUUCCACGAGCUCUGCAAUCUCCUGCACCUGGAUCCUGCCGACUAUCGCAGUUUCUACCAGAAGCUAAAAGGCAGCCUCAAUUACUGGAAGGCCAAGGCUCUGUGGGUUAAGCUCGAUAAGCGAGCAUCGCACCCAAAUUAUGAACAAGGCCAGGCUUGUGCUAAUACAAAGUCUCUGGUCCUGGGUGCUGGUCCCUGUGGCCUCCGCACUGCCAUCGAACUCGCCUUUCUCGGUGCCAAAGUCAUUGUUGUGGAGAAGAGAGAGAGCUUUUCGCGGAACAAUGUUCUCCACCUCUGGCCAUUCACCAUCCAUGACCUGCGAGGUCUUGGAGCCAAGAAAUUCUAUGGAAAAUUCUGCUCCGGCUCCCUCGACCACAUCAGCAUCCGGCAAUUGCAACUAAUUCUGCUGAAGGUGACCCUCAUCCUGGGUGUGGAAGUUCAUGUCAAUGUGGAAUACAAAGGAUUCAUAAAGCCUCUGAAAGAUCAGAAAGAGAAAGCGGUUGGAUGGCGAGCUGAUCUUUUGCCAACUGGCCACCCACUGUGCAAGUAUGAGUUUGAUGUCUUUGUCUCAGCUGGUGGAGGCAAGUACGUCCCUGAAGGGUUCAAGAAGAAGGAAAUGCGAGGGAAACUGGCGAUUGGGAUCACAGCUAACUUUGUCAACCACAACACCACAGCAGAGGCCAAGGUGGAGGAAAUCAGUGGAGUCGCUUACCUCUACAACCAGAAAUUCUUCCAGCAGCUUUGCAAGGACACAGGGAUUGACUUGGAAAACAUUGUUUACUACAAGGAUGACACUCACUAUUUUGUGAUGACUGCAAGGAAACAGAGUCUGCUGAAGUAUGGAGUCAUUGAUCAGGACCAGCAAGACGCAGAUUCCCUGCUGUCUCCGCAGAAUGUCCAUUUGGAAUCCCUCCUCUCCUACGCUCGGGAAGCUGCCAACUUCGCCACCAAGUACCAGCUUCCCCAUCUGGAAUUUGCCAAGAAUCACCGCGGGGAGCCGGAUGUGGCCAUGUUUGAUUUCACCUGCAUGUACCGGUCAGAGAAUGCCGCGCUGGUGAAGGAACGGCAUGGACACCGGUUACUGGUCGCCCUGGUGGGAGACUGCCUGGUGGAGCCCUUCUGGCCAUUAGGGACUGGCAUUGCACGUGGAUUCCUUGCGGCUUUUGAUGCUGCAUGGUUAGUACGCAAGUGGAGUAUGGGAAUUCCCCCUCUGGAGAUCCUGGCUGAGAGGGAGAGUAUCUACCAGCUGCUGUCACAGACCACACCUCAAAACACAAACAAGAACUUUAAUCAGUACAGUAUUGACCCACUUACCCGCUAUCCCAACCUCAACCUCAGCUACUUCAAACCUAACCAGGUACAGCACCUGUAUGAUGCAGGAAGGAGCUCAGCUACAGAGAAGGAUACCAGCCAGACAAAGGGGAAAAUGCUACGCAGUGAUUCCAGUGCUGGUUACGAAGAGCUCCUGAGCUGGUGUCAACAGCACACGAGAAGCUAUAGGAAUGUAAAGAUCAUUGACCUGACAACGUCCUGGAAAAGUGGUCUGGCAUUGUGUGCUCUGAUUCAUCAUUUUCGCCCGGACCUUAUUAACUUUGAGAGUCUGAAAGAAGAAUCUGUUGCUGAAAACAACCAACUGGCAUUCAACAUUGCAGAAAAAGAGUUUGGAAUCUCACCAAUAAUGACCGGGAGAGAAAUGGAAGCUGCUACCAGCCCUGACAAGCUCAGUAUGUUCAUGUACUUGACCCAGUUCAAUGAGUUCUUCAAGGACAUAUCUCCUGAGCUCCAAGAUGUCAAUAAAAGGAAGAUGAUGACCUUGUCAUCAGCCAAGUCGGCUCUCUUGUUCCUCAGUUCCCUCCGGAAAAACGUGGCCAACAAACAAAGCUCAGUGUCAGAUGCUGAAUCAGAACAAUUACUGAGGGAUGCCCCAAAUGAGACUUUGACCCCACCUUCGUCACCGCAGAAGAAUGAGAGCAGCAACUCACAAACAGAACAAUUCCAGGAGAAACCCAAUGGGGAACCAGCUAAUGUUAAAAGACAGGGCUCCUUCAGACAGGCAUCAGGCCCCAGCAGCAGUGAGGUUUGUUACUUCUGUAAGAAGCGGGUUUAUGUGGUGGAACGCUUCAGCGCCGAGGGACAGUUCUUUCACCGCGGCUGCUUCAUGUGCCACCAAUGUGGCAAAACCCUGCGGCUCGGGAACUACGCUUUCAACAGAAGAGAUGGGAAAUUCUACUGCACACUUCACUACAACGGUAUGCAUGGCUCCAUUCAGAGUAAUUUAGAGAAAACAGCUCCAAGGCUCGUAAAUGAGGAAGCUUUGGAUGAAGAAACGAUGCAGGGGAGUGCUGUGGAAAUGCGUGCAGAUCGCAACCCAGCAAUGGGCAAGCAUGGAAACAUCAACUCCAAGGAUGUUCCAGGAGAUGAAAUGGACAAUGAAAAUGAAUGGGAGAGAGGCAGUGAUGAUGAAGGAACAGCACAGAUGAGAAAAUAUGAAGAAGAAGAUAUAAUUGAAGGCCUUCAAGUUGAGAAGGAAGAUGAAGAGCAAGGAGUAGAGAGCUCUAGCCAAUGCAAUGAAGAAGACCCAUUGACGGAAGAAGGUGCUCAUGAAUGUGCAGAACAUAGCAGAGUGCCUAUCAUGAAGCAUUUUACAUCACCUGGCAAGAGCCCUGCAUGGGAUACGGAUCAGGCUAUUGUAUCUCAUACUGUGGUAAGGCAGCAGUGGCCCAGAAAUGGGAUGUCCAUAACAGGUGGAUCUAACACUGACUCCAACUUUAGCGCAGGAUCUGAAAAGAACUCAAAGGAUUACAAAAAACCAAUCAGUGAAGCAGAUGUAACAGGUUAUGGUGAACAAACACCAUUCUCAACAACUGCACCUCCUCUCAGUGACGCAAAAAACACACGUUUCUCUAUUAAAUUCCUGGGCAUUCCAUCUGGUAGCAACACUGAGAGUCUUGGUGUCUCUCAAAGGAGUUCGACUCCUGACAAAACGUCCAAGCCGUGCCUCGAGAAUUUUGAGUCUACUGCCACUGAGAAUCUGCCUUUGUAUCCUACCAAACCCUUGGAUCUGGGAGAUGCCAACAGGACAAAGGAUGCUGCUGAGAGUAAAGGACCCUUCCCAAAUGAAAGGAUAGGUGACAUCCCAGAGGUUCAGCCAAAGAGCAAGAAUGUAGAGGAUACUGAAGGGAAGAUAGAAUUAGGCUGCCUUUCAAAGGAACUUGCUUCGAUGUAUUUUGACAUGAAUAAAUCAUCCACAGAUGAGGAGGAAAGUAAUUGCAACAGCCCAGUGAAGAAACUCAGUCUUUCAGCAUCCCUCAAACGUAAGCUAGCCAGACUGAGUGUAAGCUCAGACACUGACUCAGAAAGCCAGGAAGAGAGGACACAGCCCAGAAUUCAUAUUGAUGACACGACACAAUUUGAUGAUGUGAAGCUAUGUCCGGGAAAAGGAGGAGCUAAUGCUGAUUUUGAGCCUGGGGACUCAGACAGGGAAUGGGAAAUAUUGGAUCAUCCCUCAAUAGUCCUUAGCAAAGAAGACAGCAGAAGUCUGAAAGAGCAGGAGAUAAGAAGCCAGGUGUGUUGGGACACUUCCCAGCCUGACCUGAAGGAGACACGUAGUUCAAAUUCAGCUCAACUCAUGCACAGCAAGAACAAACUUAAAAAUCCAAAGACUAAAUGCACAGGGGAAUUAGAACCCAAUGGAAAACCAACUGGGAAAGAUUUGGCUUCUGAAACACCAAAUAAAUCAAAAUUGAAGUUCUUCUCUUUACCCAAAUCAUUUUCUCGUUUAUCGAGAAGAGAGAAGAAAAAUGAAGAAAAACGUGCAAAUUCUACUCCUGUGGUAAAGGCAGAGAUAGCAACAAUCCAGGUAUCAUCUGCUCAGAAGGAAGUGAAGCAGUGUAAUUUGAGUGGUGGUGAACAAUCAGAUGACGAUGAAGAGGAGUCUCUUAGCGAAGAUGAGAUGAAAUCUAACACUGAGCCAAUCAAAAUUGAGCUGACUCCAGAGGAGUUUGCAGCAAGGCGGCAAACGUGGAAACUGAGAACAUUUGAAAGGCGUGCGAGACAGGAAGAAAUGGCGAGGUUUGCAAAAGCUCAGAUGAUUCAAAGGCGGUUGGAAGAGAUUGAACAGACAUUCCAUGAUUUGGAGCAGAGGGGAAUUCGCCUUGAACAGGAAAUGCGUAAUAAUAAAGGUGAACAGCACGAUCUGAUGCAAUCCUGGAUCGCACUGGUACAAGACAAGAACCAACUCCUGAGUGAAGAGUCCGAGUUAAUGAUCCAGGGGCGUGAGCUGGAACUGGAGGACCAGAAGAGUAGGCUGGAACAGGAUCUAAGGAGGUACAUGGACAUGGAUGAGUCGCUGAAGAUGAAUAAGGACCACCUGGAGGAGGAGAGGAUUUUUAAGGAGAUGAUUGAGGUAGUCAAGAUGAGAGACAAGCUGGUCACCUUCCUGGAGGAGCAGAGACUCCGGGAACAAGAACAACAUGCGGUUCUGGUGCCUGGGGCUGCAGCCAGAGACCUCACUCCUGUUGCCUCCAUCACCUGGGUAUAAAGGUGGGGCAUAGUACUCUGACAAUGUUCUGGCUGGAGGCACUGUCCUCCAUAGCACUUUUCAAGGGCUUUAGCUUUGACUAUUCAUGGAGACUACCUCCACUUUAAUAUUUAUUAUGGAAAAUGAUGCAGUUUUUCUGAGAAUGCCUUUUUAAGUUUAAUCCAGCCUUUUACUUAAGGUCACUAUUUCCGGCAUCUUGGAAUAUCCAGCGACUGAGCUCCUCUCAGGGUUUGACUUGGCUCCUUGGGCCCCUCGUCCCAUCAGCCGCACCAUUUAUUUUGACAGAUCGUCAGCACCCAGACUUAAGAAGAUAGAUCCUGUAAAUUUGUUUCUUUGUUGUUGCUGUAACAAUGUUUUUAAACUUUGCUCUAAAUAAAUUUCAAGCUGAUUUUGUUUUCCCA
Messenger RNA from Stegostoma tigrinum, 5727 nucleotides. It is a transcript of the gene mical1, whose product is annotated as microtubule associated monooxygenase, calponin and LIM domain containing 1. Gene Ontology annotation, molecular function: protein binding; FAD binding. The record is from RefSeq and is a predicted model, not a curated record. The transcript has 30 exons. Lineage: Eukaryota; Metazoa; Chordata; Chondrichthyes; Orectolobiformes; Stegostomatidae. Bases 716 to 5326 code for a protein of 1536 amino acids.